CCAACAUCCGCCACCAUGGCAGACACUCAGCUCAAACCAGCAAUCCUCAUCGUGUCGGACACUGCUUCUCAAGAUCCAUCAACAGAUAGAGUAGGCGAGACUCUUACGGGUUUAUUUUCGGAGGGAUCGAGCAACUGGGAGCAACCGGUUACCAAGAUCGUACCCGACAAUGUGCUGGAGAUUCAACGAGCCAUCUGCAAUUGGACAGACGGACCAGACUGGGUAAAUCUUGUCCUCGUUAGCGGUGGUACAGGAUUUGCAGUGAAGGACAACACCCCGGAGGCUGUAUCACCUCUCAUCCAUCGCCAUGCAUACGGCCUUGUGCACGGCAUGAUAGCUGCUUCGUUGAAAAUCACACCAUUCGCUAUGAUGUCUCGGCCGGUUGCUGGUGUGAGAGACAAGUCGUUAAUUAUUACCCUCCCAGGGUCUCCUAAAGGCGCUAAGGAGAAUCUCGAAGCAGUCAUCAAGCUUCUUCCCCACGCGUGUAUGCAAGCCGCCGGUGCCAAUUCCCGAGCUAUCCAUGCGGGUGGCGUCAAAAAGUUAGAAACCGAAGCUGGCGUUUCAUCUGGAAGCAAGCAGCCAGAAUCCCAAGCAGGGCAUUCUCAUUCUCAUCAUCACCAUCACCAUCAUGAUCAUUCCCAUGGCCAUGGACAUGUUGUCCCGAAAGCACACACUUCCCCGUCGGACCGACCAAACUCAAAUGACCCCAAUGCUGGGCCAAACCGGCGAUAUCGCUCGUCUCCAUAUCCGAUGCUUUCAGUUGACGAAGCACUCCAGUUAAUUACCAAGCAUACUCCCGAUCCGGUCGUUGUCGAGGCCCCAGUGAACGUGGCCUUGGUUGGGUCUGUUAUUGCGGAGGAUGUGUAUGCUGGCGAGGCGGUUCCAGCCUACCGAGCCAGCAUUGUGGACGGAUACGCCGUGAUUGCACCAGAGUCACCGGAUCUUGGUCCUAGUACGAAGGGCAUAUUCCCCGUGGCAUCGAUUACCCACGCUAAUCCCGGUGGUACUCUGGCACCGCUUGAGCCGGGAACCAUUGCAAGAAUCACAACAGGGGCGCCCCUGCCGCCAAACGCAAACGCCGUUGUCAUGGUCGAGGAUACGGUCCUGGCGUCUUCAACUCCUGAUGGCGAAGAAGAGGCAACCGUGGAGAUCUUGACUGGAGAUAUCAAACCCAACGAGAAUGUACGUGAACCAGGCAGCGACGUCGCGCUGGGUUCCAGGAUUCUUCGAAAAGGAGACUUGAUCACCUCCGUGGGAGGCGAGAUAGGACUCUUAGCGGCUACUGGCACGGGAACGGUCAAGGUAUACAAGAAACCCUGUGUCGGAGUCCUGAGCACAGGAGACGAGCUGGUAGAGCAUGACGACCCGAACAAGCUCUACGGGGGACAAAUUCGAGACUCAAAUCGCCCGUCCCUUCUAUCCUGUCUGGCUUCCUGGGGAUUCCAAACGGUUGAUCUUGGCAUUGCUCGCGACACGCCGGUAGGCGAACUCGAGCACAGCUUGAGAAACGCUCUCCGAGGAGUCGGAAAAGCAACUGCCAGCGUCGAUGUAAUCAUCACUACUGGCGGAGUAUCAAUGGGCGAGCUGGACCUGCUUAAACCCACCAUCGAGCGUUCUCUAGGCGGCACCAUCCACUUCGGUCGAGUGUCCAUGAAACCAGGGAAACCCACCACCUUCGCGACGGUCCCAUUCAAGGCUUCGUCGUCGACGCAGUCGGCGCAGCAAGAGCGCGAGACAAAACUCAUCUUCUCGCUCCCGGGCAACCCCGCUUCGGCUCUCGUCACCCUGAACCUGUUCGUGCUUCUUUCGCUGCAUAAGCUGAUGGGAAUGGGCCAGAGGGAGGUCUCGGCGGGUGUGCUUCCUGCGUUUGGCUUACCUCUCGUAUCGGUCUCCCUUUCCCACCCGUUCCCGCGUGACGCCAAACGCACAGAAUAUCACCGGGCCAUCGUGACGGCGUCUCGAUCGGAUGGACGACUAUAUGCAACUAGCACGGGCCUGGAAGGCGUCGGGCAGCGGAGCUCGAGGGUAGGCAGCCUUGCGAGCGCGAACUCGCUCUUGGUACUCCAGCCGGGAAGCGGAAAGGCCGAGCAGGGUGCUUUGGUGGAAGCUUUGAUGCUAGGGGCUGUUGUGGCUGAAAAAUAGAAUAUUGGACUAUACGUGACUAUUAUAAGUGAUAUAUACCGCUGGGCUUCUAUGUUUUAUGAUAAUUAUAUGAAAGCUAGGAAGUCCGCACUUG
Molecule: messenger RNA, 2236 nt
Organism: Aspergillus steynii IBT 23096
Lineage: Eukaryota; Fungi; Ascomycota; Eurotiomycetes; Eurotiales; Aspergillaceae
Product: bifunctional molybdopterin adenylyltransferase MobB/molybdopterin molybdotransferase MoeA family protein
Exons: 4
Coding region: 16-2142 (708 amino acids)
Biological process (GO): molybdenum incorporation into molybdenum-molybdopterin complex; Mo-molybdopterin cofactor biosynthetic process
Cellular component (GO): cytosol; cytoplasm
Molecular function (GO): molybdopterin molybdotransferase activity
Source: RefSeq, a predicted model, not a curated record